Molecule: messenger RNA, 2439 nt
Organism: Corvus hawaiiensis (hawaiian crow)
Lineage: Eukaryota; Metazoa; Chordata; Aves; Passeriformes; Corvidae
Exons: 2
Coding region: 831-2222 (463 amino acids)
Source: RefSeq, a predicted model, not a curated record
CGUCGAAUUCGUCGGAAUUUAUGAGGGCGCUACAACCUGGUCUCCCCAAUCCGGCUAUGUUGCCCCAAAACUGGCCUCUUUUAAUUAUAGAUCUCAAGGACUGCUUUUUUACUAUUCCAUUGCAUCCAGAUGACACCAAGCGCUUCGCCUUUACCUUACCUGCCCUGAAUAAAGGAGAACCAGCCAGGCGAUUUGAAUGGACUGUAUUGCCACAAGGGAUGAAAAACUCACCUACUUUGUGCCAACUGUCCCCUAUGGGUUCCGGCUAAAUGGACUAAGCCUGUUGUCACUGAUGAGCAACCCACAACAGAGGAAGGCGAGAAGAGUACAGAGGAAGAUCUCACAAAUCCUGCAGGAAGUUGAGCAACGGUUUCGCGUUACCUUCCUUGUGGAAUCUGAACAGGAGAUAGAGGAUCAUCUCCUUCCACAUCUGCAGAGACAUUUUUUACACUUUUGCCAAUCUGCUUGCUUUGCAUGUAAUUGUAGUGAUCAUAAGGCGUGGGUAAGAUUGUUUUGCGGAGGUUGUAAUUUACAGUGGUGGGUCCACCAGCGACAUCUAUCAGAAGGGUUUUGGUGUCAGUCUUGCAGUUUUCACUGGCACCGUGAGACGGCUCAAGGAGCAUUGGUACAACUCACAGGCAAAAAUAUCAUUGACAGUUUGCAAUUAGUUGAAAAUCUUGAAGAUCUGCGGCUAAGAGAAUUAGCGUGGUCAGUACAGCAUUUAGCAAAAAAGAUCUUAGCAGAUAGUUACUCUGUAGUUUUGCAAUCCUCCUGCCAAUUAAAUAUCGGGGUCCCCAUUCAGUGGCAAGUUGAACCAAGAAAGUGGGAUCAUGUUUGCCGGCGGUUUAAGCAUCGUGCUGCUAAUCGCAGGCUCAGUAAUGGGUCACAACCUUCCCUACCCUCCUAAGGUGUUUGACCCUAGAGAUAAUAUCUGGGUUUCCUUGGCACGCGAAUUAAACACCACAACAUUCUGUGCCUCCUUAGCCACACCCAGUACUCCAUUUUUAACAUGCUUAGUUGGAGUACCUUUAACAGAUAAUACAUGGCGCAACUUUGUAGUCGAGACCCAGAAGCAGCUCAAACCUAUUUGGCAGUUGAAUUCCACAAAAAAUAUUACUCAUGGCCUACUAGACUAUGAUAUCUGGGAUGAUAAACUCCCGGUGGGCCCUGAGCCACAAGAAAUAGAACUAGUUGAUUCCCUUAACGCUACAGCCUGUAUCUAUAUUAAUAGUUCACGCAAUUUAUGCCAAGAGGGCAGCCUUAGUGGCUGUCGAAUGAAUACAUCCAGCCCCACCUUGAUUAAUCCUGUUGGCAAUGCUUCACAGUGGGACUUAGAAUGGUGCAACGUUACCGUGAGAAAUCGAUCUCUUGCAGCCCCUGGAACGUUUUUCCCUCGAAAGUUACCCAGAGGGUUUUUCCUAAUUUGUGGGAAUCGUGCCUGGUCAGGUAUCCCAUCCAAGCCUGUAGGCAGGCCCUGUACCUUUGGCCAACUGAGUCUUGCACUUCCACAGCACCAUCCUAAUGCUACACACCGAAUACGGUGGAAGAGAUCUUUAGCAGAAACUAUAACAUCUGAUUGUGAGGAUGACCUCACGCUGUGGAGCAAAUUAGAAGUGCUUUUUACCUCCCUUUUUGUUCCUGGUGCAGCUGCAGCACGAGCUCAUCGUCACUUAGAAAAACUGACAUGUUGGGUAGUCAAACAGGCAAAUGGUACCAGCCGAGUGUUGUCUGAACUUGCAGAAGACCUGAGUUCAGUCCAGCACGCCCUGCUUCAGAAUAGAGCAGCUAUAGAUUUUUUACUCUUAGCCCAUGGCCAUGGCUGUGAAGACUUUGAAGGAAUGUGCUGCAUGGAUCUUGAAGAUCAUUCUAAAUCCAUCCACGCCGAAAUUAAGAAUUUGAUUGAACACUCCCAAAAGAUAAAAAAGGACUCCGGAUUUUUCGGAUUAGAAGGACUUACAGAGUGGAUGGGCUUAGAAGGAUGGAUGAAAAGUGUGAUCAAAUCUUUAAUGCUAUUGCUAAUCAUUGUUUUGCUUGGUUUACUUAUGCUUAGCUGUAUAAUGUCAUGUGUAAAAAAUUUAAUUUUGAAGUCAGUCAAUAUGACUAUGAUCAUGCAAAAAGAAAACGGGGGAAGUGUUGAGAGUCUUUCUGAAGAAUGGCUAAAAAGCAAAGGUCAUGAUGACAUAGCGGGAUUAGUAAAGAUGCAGACUUGGCAAGGAUACUAAAUCCUUGUGCAAGGAGUUGUAUAAACAACAGGAUGUGAGUCCAGAUAAGUAAGUUGAAAGAAACCAUAUGGAAGAGAAAAUAAGACCCCUACGUUUGCAGAUCUCAUGGAAUAGCUCCCACCAAUAAGGAGCUCAGCUUUUGCAAUAUGUAUGAGCUAAUUAGUAGUACUAUAAGUAUGUGUAGAUUAUUACAAUAAACGAGACUUGCUGACCACAA